GGACAAGGCACGCGCGACAGUUGCCACCGCUUCGCAGCCUGGCUGGUCUGUCCCAGAGUUCGGCCAGCGCGUGCUGGACCACUACGCCGCCAACAACUGGACCUGGUCUCCCCUCCGCUGUGCCAUCAUUUUCAACCACCCCGCCGCCGUCCGCCUCCUGCUACGCAGCAUCGGCCGCCUGCCCCCUUCAUCGUCCAGCAGGUGCGACAAGGUCUUGACGCUGCUGCACGUCGCGGCCCAUCUCGGGUAUCGCCCGAUGGUCGAGAUGCUGCUCAGUGAGGCGGGCGUGGCUGCCGACGGCCACGGCCUUGACGACCACCGCCUUGCGUGGACCCAUGCUUGGGGUAACAAGACGCCGCUCCACUUGGCCAUCCGGAGUGCUCACUUCGACGUCGCCAGACUGCUGCUGGAGCACGGAGCCGACCCCGGUGCCCUGCAACCGCACAAGAACGAGGUGGACGAGUUCCUCACCAUGAUCACAGGCAUCCCCUCGCAGGCGGCCUUUGAGACCAUGCUUGACCUCCUCGACAGCCACGGCGCAGGGCUGAGCGCCUGGCAGAGUCGGGACAAUUGUCUAACCACUCGGCUUGCCGAGCAGGUCGACUCCUCCCCCGGCGACGGCGCAGCGCUCGCGAAGCUGUGCUUCCUGCUUGCCCGCGGCCUCGCUUACCUGGACUUGACGGAUCCCCUGCGUGAUAUCCCGUGGUCCAUGAAGUCAAGACCGCUGCACAAAUAUGUGACCAUGGGCGAUGUCGAAAUGAUACGUCGCCUGCUGCUCGAGCAGUCCACCGACUCCUCCAUGCUCGGCCCACGCACCGAUCCCAAGGAACGUGAUCGCCCCACCUGGAGCUUGUUGAUGCAUGCCGUUCUCGGGAGUCACCCGGAAGUCACCAGGAUUCUCCUGGACUUGGAGAGGUGCCGCCACCAGGGCGAAGACCAGCUGGGAGGUGAUGCGCGUCUCGACAACCUCGUCAACGGAUACUCGUCCAGGAGGGGGCUCUGGCCCCUCCACCAUGCAAUCACGGGCCACUGCAGCGGUGGGCUGGUGGGAAGCCGCUCCGCGACCGCGCGCAUCCUCAUCGAGAACGGCGGCGCCGACCUCGAGCGCAGGACCGUCGUCGAGGGCUACACGGCACUGCUCUGCCAUCUUCACUUUGGGCGCCAUGGCCCUCGGCGGCAGGGGGACUGCGGCGGCCGCGACGAGUACCACGACCUCCUCCGGUUCCUGCUCGAUGCUGGGGGCGAUGCCACGGUAAAGUGCAAGGGCGGGCGGAGUGCGUGGUCGUAUGUGACUGCGCGUGCGUGCCCGAGCUGUGCAACGCUGGUGCUGAGGAAGAUAGGGUAUGAUUGUGCCGUGAGCGACGAGAGGGCAGCAGAUCGAAGGAACGCCAGGGACUGGGCAGAGCUCAAGGGCUGGCUGGCCGGGUUCGAGGAGCUUCUCGAGGAGCAGCGACUGUUGGAAUGCGCACAGCCUGCCUGAUCUUGUUCAAUGUGAUUGUAUGAUUCCUCGCAGCCAGAGAGACAAGAGGCACGGCCUUGUGGUGCAAGAUGAGCAGAAUGCUUUGCGAGUUUUCGAAGCGGAUGUUUCUGAACCGCCACCACUGUCACUGUCUUCCUUUACGACCUCGGGCUUUCUGCCAGGGAUUGAACCAGGUUUCAUCAUAUGCUAUUCCAGUCAAUUUCAAAUUGCCGUGCAUUGGCACAUCACAUAGCGUGAUCGCAUACAAA
Molecule: messenger RNA, 1728 nt
Organism: Microdochium trichocladiopsis
Lineage: Eukaryota; Fungi; Ascomycota; Sordariomycetes; Xylariales; Microdochiaceae
Product: ankyrin repeat-containing domain protein
Exons: 1
Coding region: 257-1480 (407 amino acids)
Molecular function (GO): protein binding
Source: RefSeq, a predicted model, not a curated record